Pteronotus mesoamericanus is the source of this 4887-nucleotide messenger RNA. RefSeq names its product myosin VIIA and Rab interacting protein (gene MYRIP). Gene Ontology annotation, cellular component: cortical actin cytoskeleton. Gene Ontology annotation, molecular function: actin binding; myosin binding; small GTPase binding. The record is from RefSeq and is a predicted model, not a curated record. Bases 261 to 2819 code for a protein of 852 amino acids. The transcript has 17 exons. NCBI's taxonomy places the organism in Eukaryota, Metazoa, Chordata, Mammalia, Chiroptera, Mormoopidae. Gene Ontology annotation, biological process: intracellular protein transport.
GCUCCUGAACUCCCGCUGCGGCUGCGGUUCUGGCGGCCGAGCCCCGCGGCGUUGCAGCUCAGAGCUGGCGCGCCGACCCACCGGCGCCCCUGCCUCGCAGCUGGCAGCUUCCUAAUACUCGCGCCGCCCUGCGGCAGGUGCCCCAGACACCCUGAGGCGCGGUGGCCCGAGCCUGGCCACCAUCGAUGACCCAGGUCACGGACCUACUCCAGCCUGGCUACCGCGUGUCUUGUCUCAUCACCUGUGUUUGGCAUUAAAUCAUGGGGAGGAAGCUGGACCUGUCGGGGCUGACGGACGACGAAACCGAGCAUGUUCUCCAGGUGGUUCAGCGAGACUUCAACCUUCGGAAAAAAGAGGAAGAACGGCUAAGCGAGAUGAAGCAGAAGCUGGAUGAGGAGGGCAGCAAGUGCAGCAUCCUCUCGAAGCACCAGAAGUUUGUGGACCACUGCUGCAUGCGCUGCUGCUCGCCCUUCACCUUCCUUGUCAACACCAAGCGCCGCUGCGGGGACUGCGCAUUCAACGUCUGCAAGAGCUGCUGCUCCUACCAGAAGCACGAGAAGGUGUGGAUCUGCUGCGUCUGCCAGCAAGCCAGGCUUCUGAGAACCCAGUCUCUGGAGUGGUUCUACAAUAAUGUGAAGAGUCGUUUCAAGCGCUUUGGCAGCGCCAAGGUCCUGAAAAACCUGUACAGGAAGCACCGGCUGGAGAGCGGAGCAUGUUUCGACGUCCUAGGAGGAAGCUUUUUUGAAACAAACCUGGAGAAUGAAGGAAGCGUUUCGGGCAGUGAUUCAACCUUUUACAGGCAGUCGGAAGGACACAGCAUGAUGGACACUCUGGCUGUUGCCCUGCGCGUGGCCGAAGAGGCCAUCGAGGAGGCGAUUUCCAAAGCAGAAGCCUAUGGGGACAGCCUGGACAAGCAGAAUGAGGCCAGUUACUUGCGGGACCACAAAGAAGAGCUCACUGAGGAACUGGCCACAACCAUCUUGCAGAAGAUCAUCAGAAAACAGAAGAGCAAAUGUGAGCAGCAAGUGGAAGAAGAGCCAGAGUGGCCACGGCCCCAGAGCUGCAGCGCGAAGGCUGCUGACGCGGGGACCACAGCCUCCAGCGGCCUCUGGAGACCCCCGUGUGCAUUCUCACCCACCAGAGAAGGUGCCCUGAAGACCUCUUCGCAGGAGGCUGUGCCCAGGCAGCGGGGGGACCCGGGCCAGCAGCCCAGGGAGGAGUCGGUGGCGUCCAGCUGGGAGAGCGUGGACAGGCUGGACCAAACAACUCUGGCCCCAGUCUUGCAGAGCCCCGAUGGGAACUGGCUGGCCUUGAAGGACGGUGCUCUGCCCCCCACCCGCUGGCUGGCCAAAGCUACGAGCGGCACAUUUCAGGCCCUGGAGGCUGUCUCCCAUGUGGCGUCUGCCUACGAGGAGAUGGGAUCCGACAGCGAGGAGGACUUUGACUGGGGUGCGGCCCUGAGCACGCUCUGCCCGCGGCCCCCAGGUCUGCCCGGGAACCCCCAGCCUCGGCCCACGCAGGCCCAAGGCUCCGACCAAGUGUCCCCUGCCGCCUCCGCUCCCUCCAGGCUGUCCCCCAACCCCGAGGCCAUGUGCUCUGACUCGGAGACCUCCUCGACGGGCUCUUCCCGGGAAGCCGGGCGGCGGGCCAGGCUGUCCUGGUUGCAGAGGAAGGCCCCCAGGAACCCUGCAGCUGAAAAGAUGCACCUCCAGGGAGAGCUGGAUGUGAACUUCAAUCCCCAGGCAGCCAGCAGGGAGACCUCGGACAGCAGCGAGCCCGAGGAGGCCACCCACGCUGCAGACCGGCGGGCCAGGAGGUGGAGAAGGGCCCGUGUGGGCUCAGAGGAGCCAGCCAAGGAGCUGUCGUCCCCCAGCGCCCAUUCCCAGGAGCUAAUCACAUACCAGGUGUCAGGUGAUUUCUCAGAGACUGACAUCAGCUCCGAGACUCGGCACCCCCAGACCAGUGCAGAUACCGCGGAGGAGAAAGUAAGGAACAAGUUGUUCGAGUUAGCCAUGAAAAUGAGCGAGAAGGAGACGUCUUCAGGGGAGGAUCAGGAGUCUGAGUCCAAGACGGAGUCUGAGAACCAGAAGGAGAGUCUGUCAUCUGAAGACAAUAGCCAGAGCAUCCAGGAAGAGCUGAAGAAGAAGUAUUCUGCUGUUUCUCUCUGCAACAUCUCCACAGAAGUCCUGAAAGUCAUCAAUGCCACGGAGGAGUUGAUAGCAGAGUCGACAGGGCCCUGGGAGUCCCCACCUGUCCCCCCUGACAGAGAGAAGGGCACGUUUCCCCUUGGAACAGACCAAGUGAGACUGGAUGAGCAGCUGACUUCCCUGGAAGAAAACGUGUACCUGGCGGCAGGCACCGUGUACGGACUCGAAGGCCAGCUGAGUGAGCUGGAGGAUGCUGCCCGCUGCAUCCACAGUGGCACCAAUGAGACUGAACUGGCAGAUCUGGAGGACCAGGUGGCCACGGCCGCAGCCCAGGUCCACCAUGCCGAGCUCCAGAUCUCUGAUAUCGAGAGCCGGAUUUCAGCCUUGACGAUUGCAGGAUUAAACAUAGCGCCGUGUGUGCGCCUCACAAGAAAACGAGAUCAGAAGCAAAGGAACCAGGUACAAACUAUAGACACAUCAAGACAGCAGAGGAGGAAACUGCCUGCUCCACCAGUGAAAGCUGAAAAAAUGGAGGCAUCUUCAGUGACCACCAUUAAAACAUUCAACCGCAACUUCAUCCUCCAAGGCUCCUCAACAAACAGGACUGAAGACAACAGAAGCGCCACCAAGGAUCUGAUGGAGCCCCCCUUGGAGUCUGCUGUGAUGUAUUAGCGCCAUGGAACACUCCACUGCCAGUGACCCACUGCCUCCGGCCGUACACGACAGUGCCUUGACCCCACAGCCAUCGAAUACUGUGUGGACGUCCAGCUGAGGAGAGGGCCGGCGGAGCCCAGUGCACAGGGCUCUCCUGGCACCUCACCCAGAAAGCCGUCGCCAACUUCAGCAUUGCGGUCUCGCCCACCCUCUGCCUUAGGUCCCUAGGGGUAUCCAAGACAGAAAACCAAGACUCUGGCGCCCAACGGCAGAGCUCCGCAUCCAAAAACGCGUCAUUUCCCUGUUGGCUUGGCUACUGUGCGUCGUCUUUAGGCUCUUUCUUAUUUUCUUUCUUUUGAUUCCUUUGAUUCAACUAGAAUUACUUAUCAACAAUUUGUCCAAAGAAAAAUGGUUGGAGGGGCGGGGGGUAGGGAGAUGAGCAUUACCAUUCAAUUCAUCACCAAUUCUUAUUAAUCGCUUCCAAGCGUCUUUGUCUUGCAAGUGCUGAGGGAAAAAGUGAAAAUGCCCCUGAAGCGAGCACUAGGGACUGUCAAAAUUGGAGAGUGCUCAACCGUCUGGAGGCAGGUCUCCCUUCAGCCACCUCCCUCUUGCUCGGUCCCCAGCCCACCCCACCACCAGUCAUUCCCAUUGCUUUGCGGUCACCGGGCACAGAGUGGAAAGCUCCAAUUCACCCGUGCCACGCCCAGGUCCAGCUGAAACAAUGGCUCGUUGAGAAUUUAGCCUUUUCCUUGGACUUCCUGAGACUUUUCCCCACUCUGAAGUGAAGAGGCACUUGAGAAAGACCAACAUUGACUUAACCUUAGGGGAAUGUCCAGAAUCAACAUAAGGUGAGGUAGCGAUGACCGCACCUAAAUGAUGUGUAGGUCAAUGCAUCAUCUCAGACUAUAGCCAAACGAGAAAAUGUUGUCCCCCCAAAAUUUACUUUCCAAUAAAUAUUCAGCAAAAGUAGUACAAUGACCCGAAGGACAGAAAUGAUUAAGGACUAGCCAGAAAACUUACAGAUAUGAAAAAAAGCCAGGACAAACUAUGAAUUUAAUGGACAAAAGAGUUGAUACUGUUUCCAUGUUUCUGGUCUCAAAUGCAUGACUAUGUAGAGUGAGUUUAUAAAAGCAAAUAGAACUGGAAUUUCACUCAACUGAUCACUUUGCUAAUGUAUUCUGAAUCUGAGGAAGAAGGCAAAGAUGGGAGGCAAGGGAAUAGUGCAAGUGAUGUUUAUUGUUUUUCUCAUUUUAAUCCAUAGAGCACCCCUAUUUAGUAGGUAUCGCCAUUUUUCAGGUUUGAAAACUGAGGGCCAGGGAGAUUGAUUUGCCAAAGUCACAACUGCAAGCUAAGUAUAAUUAGAAUGCUCCGUGAGAGCGUCCCUCUGUGUUGUUUUCAACUUCUGUGUUCUUUUGCUGCUUGGCACAUUCCCGGGCCUGACUGGCUGCUGAAAUGUGUUAUGAUGCCUUCCUGAUGGGGGUCUACCUUCCAAUAAUACUUCUUGCUGAUGCUGUGUAUGUGUUAUCCACCAGCAAUGAUGCCUUUGAAAUAAAGUAAAUCUGGCUUUUUGUUCUGUUGGUGUGAUUCAAAGCAAACAAAUGCAAAUUUGAAAAAGAUCGGAGUUCCAAAUAGAAUGUUUUCUUUAAGAGGCAUGAACAGCAACUAUUGUGUUACUGUGUUAAAAUAUUCAGUUUUCCUUGACAAAAAAAAAUGUGUACUGUGUAAGCCUUGCAAAAAAACAAAAAAAAUGAAGAAGAAGCCUGCUCUAUGGCAUUUGAAUUUUUAUAAAGGUUUCCUUGUGCCAAAUAAGUGCAAAGAUUUAAUUUACUAUUAAAAAACCAUAAGCAUAUGUUAUUGUUCCAGAAGAAUUAUUUUGUCAUCAAGUGAUUUUGAUCUUCAGUGUCAAUAUUUAUAUUUAGAUUAAUUUUUAUAAAUGAAAAUAUUUUACUGGUUUAAGAAAAGGGGGACAUAGGACCAUAUCUUUAAUGACUGCAGAAAGACAAGCUUGCCUUCGUGUCGUAUGCGCCUUGCCAAGAAUUACUGUCAGGAGAGACGAUAAAGAAGUAAAAGUCAUUUAUGAAAAUAA